Molecule: messenger RNA, 4386 nt
Organism: Fomitiporia mediterranea MF3/22
Lineage: Eukaryota; Fungi; Basidiomycota; Agaricomycetes; Hymenochaetales; Hymenochaetaceae
Exons: 9
Coding region: 436-4122 (1228 amino acids)
Cellular component (GO): membrane
Molecular function (GO): calcium ion binding
Source: RefSeq, a predicted model, not a curated record
UUCAGCCGCAUUCGCAUUCGCGGAUCCUCGUCCUUACGGUUGCGCGAAACAUCUCGAGUGUGGUCACUCUACGCGUACUCGCAUUUUCUCCUUCCUCAGAUCAACGCGCAAUAAUCCACAAAGGCGUGUCGUUUCCUUUGUUGCCUAUUUUGUGCUGCAUAGUGCUCGACUUGCAUCUCUGAAGUAGUCACAGACUCGUCUUCAUUACCACACUCUCGACCUGGCCGCUAGGAAGAGCCACGUUCAUCGCGGCUGGUUAGCGAAACCACCGAGAAACGUGAUUCUAGUUACUCGUCGACGGGGGAAAGGCUUAAACACAGAGAGGUGGAAGUUGUCAGGACCGGCGUGUCGGUAUCGUAUCCAUAUCCGGAGGAAAUUUUGACUUGACGUUCUGCUGCACAAGACGAGCGUGCGCUGCUUGAACUAGACCUUACAAUGCCAACGCCCCCUCUAGCCAGCACAGAUGACCACGUUCAUCCGGAUGUGCUCGUGGCUGAUGUCGGUUCAUUCGUGCCAAAAUCCGAAGAUAUGGGCGUUUCCUUCCAUGCAUUCAACUCGACGUCGCAAGAUAAGCUUACGUCGUCUGCAGCACACAGUCCAGGCGCUGCAAUCGCGUUUGAGGCUAGGCCAGGCUCAUCUCAUACUGCUCCGUCCGUCUCAUUAACUCAACUCGACAUGGAUGUUCUCGACAGUAUAGCCAGCGGAGAUCCCUCAGGCGCUUUUAUGAACGGUUUCGCCGCUUCUCACCAGCAAAUACAGAUGCAAAGCUCUGGGAAUGAUGAUAUGCAAGGCGUCACGCCCGUUCGGGAGCAAUCACCGGGGAGCGUCCACACACCGUCUAGCAACCCAUCACAUGCAGCGUCCCCUGUCCCACCACCGUUCUCCAAUGUUUCCACAUCUUCGCUAGCUUCGGCACUCGAGGAACCUAAUGCAUCUUUACUGAAUCGUAGUCGGUCUGGAUCUUUGGCUUCUCCAGGAGCUACAGCCAAUUUCGGAUCACGACCUUCCCCAUCCCAGAGCACACAGGAAGCCUCUUUCAAGUUCACACUCCCCUCGGAAGUAACCGGCAUUCCGCGGCCUGACCCAGUUAAUGCACCCCAUAUGCUUGUUGUGGACGACGUGUUAAACAGUAUAAUGCGUGCAGCAGCUUCUGCUCGCCAGGCGUGCUCGAUGGGCAAGAGUUUUGAGGCUUCUUCGAAAAUAGAUGAAAUGAGGCAGAAGGUCGCACUCGUGGCUGAACUUCUGUCCAAUACCGGCAUAGACUCACCUCCCAAGCAAGACAGUCCAAGAGGAGGUAUGUCUGGCGGCCCUUCGGCAUCGUCAAAUACGCAGGGCCACAGACAUUCAAUGUCGUUACCCCGCCUAACAAACAACCCCUCGACUCCUCCUGGAUUUAUUCCUAAUUUCCCUAACUCGGGUGUCUUGUCAAUACCGUCCGGGCCGUCUUCGCUUGAGCAAGCCGUUGGUGGGCCGUUGUCGAUGGACUUGACAAGCGUCACCGGUAAUCAGGGUAGUCCCGAUUCGGAUACAUCACGCAAGCGGUGUGCAUCAUCUAUGGGUGGUAACCGUGUCAAUAAAGUAAUUCGUCUAGAUCCUUCGGAUGGAAGCUUGCCUCCCUUGACCCAGUCCGCUUCACCUCCUAAAAUCAACCUUGACCUUCCUGUUCUCCAAGGCCAGUCUCUCUCGACAUCGCAGGCCCAAUCAGUAAUGCCUUCUCCUGUUGCAACACUCUCAGGCAAUGCACAAAUUCCUUUAUCGCAUACAGCUUCCUCAGGUUCUCUGUCUUCAUCUCUGACUACCGUAAACCCUAUGAGUACCGGAUCAAUUGUCCCAGGUGCCCCAGCUAUUGUGAAUAUGUCCACAUCACGACCAAUUCCUUCAUCCGCGCCUGUUACGGGUGUUCGACCUGGACUCCUACAAUCCCAGACAUCAUUUCCACUGCCUCUCACAGCUUCGGCCCCUGUUUCUCUCACCGAUACCGGGCGGCGGGAAAUCGAUGCGCAGCUUGGUGUGGAAAUGGCAAGUCCAACGAACACGACGAGCGGAUGGGCCGACUUAUCAAGCACAACACCCGUUCAAUCGCAGUUAGGCUCAGGCAUAGGUACAGUGCGUCCCCAUGACCUUGCUGGUGCAUCCGCAAUGCCUUUUUCUGGCCAACAAUUCACCGCGGCGGGUCAUGCCCCUCCUAUUCCGAUGCAAACUGCUCCUGCACCUCUUGGGCAGAGUUCCGGACUUGGUUCUCGUUCCGGAUCGUUCUCGCAUCCCAACCCUCACCAGUCCAUGUACGGCACUAUGGCCGGCAAUGGAUCUGUAACAUCUGUUGAUCAAGUUCAACAGCCUCAACCGCUGCAGCAACAUGCACCUCCUGAAUUCGUUCCAAGUCAGGGGGGACGUUCACGUGCUCACUCGCGCGCAACGGCUCCUGCACCGCGGUCGCCUAGUUCUUCGUCUUGCGAGGAAGACGGCGAAUCUGAUUAUGAGGGCUCAUACGGCACUUCUUAUGGGCAAUACACCUCAAAGUCAUCGCCGCCCCUCAGAAGUCGGCCUGGUUCGCCGCAUCGCCGUCCGAGUGCUGCUGGAAGUUCUGCUUCGCCUGCAGAUAGUCAACCUUUGUCGAGCGGGGCGAGUAGUGGGAACGAAAUUCCACCCGAGUAUCGUGCUGACGUAGAUCGCGUUUUCUUUGAGUUUUUGAACAAAGUCUGUUCGAAUUUGGAUGCGACGGAUGCAAAAGGUGAAUUAAUUCAUCAGACGCUGAUGGCAAAGAAAAUGCAACGAUUGGAUGAAUCCCCGGACUUCCGACCGUUCAAGUUUCGCAUUCAGGCAUUUACUAAUGGGUUUCUAGAAGAACUUGCUCGGCAAGGAUUCCCGGAGGAGAAAAUCGCGAUGAAAAAGGUUCGAAAUUAUCUAUGGACCCAGCCGUAUAUCUCGCGUUUCAACGAAGACGGCAAGAAGGCCAAAUCAAAGGGCAACCAUAUUUGGAACAUUGAUGCCAAGAAAAAGGCCGAGGGCGGCUGGGAGUUCCGACCUUUCCGACGAAAGCUCGCAGGGGCACCACCGAGCGUUGCAUACAUUGGAUUACGGUGGUCAUGGAUGCCUCGGAUAUGGGACCCUCAAGCAUCGAGGGCAAAUAUCCAAGUACAAUACAGUUCUCCGAAUCUGCCUCCGUGGUUGUCAUGGCGAGAUGGCCAAUUACAAGGGAUCCCGCCUCCAGAUGCGCAGAGCUGUGAGGUUACGGUCGAAGCUAGAACUAUGCAGGACGGAAAGGAAGAAUUGCUUACGCAAACUUUCCUCAUCAGCGUAUCACCAGUUCCGACAGGGACAGACAUGUCCUUCAGCGGCGUUCGGCCUUCUCUUGCUGUGGAUCUUCAUAAUCCCCGACGGGUUAAUAGCGACUCUAUUGUACCCAAUGUUGCAGGCACUGUUGGACGGCCUAUACAAGCCAUGCCGCCGCCACCUUUAGGGCAACCGGCGGCAUUAACAGCGCAGGACGCACAGAUGAUGCAGGUCCUCACGAGUGCUGCGCAGCGCGUUGCUCAGGAAGCACAAGCACAUGUUAUUGCUUCUGCUCGUCCCCACGAGCCGCCUGGGCCUGAACUUCAAGCUCUUGCGAAACAACAGCAUGUCCUCACCGUGACGGCCCAAGCUCUGGAUCAAGAAGUUUCCGUACACCCAGAGGCCGUUCCGCCUUCUUCACAUGCUCUCGUUGCAGCUGCGCAGCAGGUUGUUUUCCAGGCGGCCCGUCAAGUCGCUGCUGACCGCACGGCGGUGAUGUCUCUUGCAACAGGCGUUCCCCCAUCUCAACAAGCGCCAGGAGCUGCACCAGUGACUGUCAAUGAGGUGUCAGUUGCUACGCAAACUGCCGUCGCGCAUGCGGUAGAGAUCACUGGUCCACUGUCGAGUGAAGUGGAUGUCAUGAUGACUGCUAGUUCGAUUCUGCAGCAGCACACCCGGACGCAGCAAAUGAUGACUCCCGUUGAACAGACACCUCUUGCUCAGCCUUCGCUUGAUGGGAUGCGGCCGCACUCAACAGGUACGGUGCCUACACAAUUUUCUUUAACACAGAGCGCUAUACCACCAUACACAGCGACGGCUGCUCCUUUAUCAUCUUUAGGGCCCUUUUAACCCUGUUUCCUUCUAAGUUUCUUUGUUCAUAUAGACAUCUCCCUCUGUCUCUCUCUUAUUGUUUUCUUUGGGCCUUGGGCGCUCAGGCGCGAUUUCCAUAUGCGAAAAAUCGCUUGUUUCGUUACUGCUUUGCACUGACAGUGUUGCUGCUGCUUAUCUUAUAUUAAAUCAUGCCGCUUGCUUCCCUCCUUUCCCCAUCUUUUCCGGUUCAGAAAAAAAGAAAGUUGUAAUCUUUGUACAAAAUAUGCCCGAUGGACAAUUAGA